This is a messenger RNA of Clunio marinus, 1253 nucleotides long. NCBI's taxonomy places the organism in Eukaryota, Metazoa, Arthropoda, Insecta, Diptera, Chironomidae. The record is from the annotation of a GenBank genome assembly.
ACAAAGGAUGUGUACUUAGUCAAAACUUACACUAUUGUCUUGUUUUCCGCCAUAAGAUCAAUGCAACAAAUUGAUUAUUUUUAAUGGUCAUUUACAUCAUUCAAACAAUUUAAAAGUAAAAAUACAUUUUAAACUGCAUCAUUUAAUGAAAAUAAUAUCAAACCUCCCAGAUAUUCAAUAAACCGAGUAACAUUAAUAUCAUUUCGCAAAAUGUCUGAUUCAAGUCAAGAUAAAACCACGUCGGUAAUAUCUGGAUGUAAUGAUUCAACUCUAGCUGUUGAUGAAAAAGCAUUGCUAGAGCAGCUUAAGAAUAAUAUUCCAGUAUCAAAACAACGCAGUCUUCCUAUACCUAAGGAAGUCAAUCAAUUUGUGUUGGCAAAUUAUGGCGCUCUAUAUUACAAAUCCCAUGAUUGUUUAGAGAAACUCAAAAUCUUGAAGAUGAUAGAAAAACGAUUAAAACUUGCAGGAUAUGAAAUCAGUUGUGAAAAUUUGGAGCGUCGUUUAAAGAACAUGAAGAGUCAUUAUCGUCGUAAGAAAAGUGAUAUAGAGCGAGGAAUAGUUUCAUGUGUUGAAUGGGAAUAUUUUCAAACUCUUGAUAAGAUUUUUAAUGAACUUCCCAAACCAACUGAAAAGAGAGCAGAAAAACGAAAGAAUGAAACAGAAUCAGAUCAAAAGGAAAAAGUUGUUACAAUCAUCACUUCAACGCCAAUGUCUUCACAGGCAUCUGGAAAUUGCUUUGAAGAAGAAGCAGAAGAUUUAACAAUCACAAAGAAACCAAGAAUCAUUGCAUUUAAUAAUGCAUGUGAAAUAAAGGAACAAAUCCCAAUAAAUCCAAAAAAUGUUCCGAAGUGCGAAGAUAAUGUUGAUGAAAAUAAUGCUGCAAACAGAUCAAUUCUAAAUAAUUAUCUUGUUAAUUAUGUUCAGGAACAACAACCAGCAUCAAAUGCAGCCCCAAAUGCACCAAUCGAUGAACCUGAUGAGGACAUGUCAUCUCAAGAAUCUAACACAGCUGCAGUAUUUCAAGAGUCCAUUAGAGAAGCUCAGUUAACAAUUCGUCGUCUUGUUGAAAAUAUUAAAAAAAUUGAUGAACAACGUUUAAGUCUUGACCAACAACGCAUAAAUCUGGAAAUUCGUCGUUAUGAAAUCGACUUGAUGGGAUAUCAAUUAACUGAACUUUUAUUUAAAAUUGCUAAUCCCACACCCCUAAGUGAUGGAAAUAAAACAGUAUAAACAUUUAUCAAACAUUUAUUUCA